UCAAUGGGAUACUGUAUGCGCAAGUUAAGCGCGCACAGACUGGCGCCGAAAAGCUGCGGUCCUGUGAGCGCUCCAGAUUCCCCCUGGAGUCCGAAAUCGGGCUCCGCGUCCCAGAGGCGGGGCGUCAAAUCCGGAUCUUCCAGGGAGUCUGGAAGCCCUUCCGAUUCAAACCCAGCAGCCUCCGCCUUCAGCUCCGCCUUUGCCCGGGACUGGCUGAGAGCCGUCCUUAGCCUCUCCUUCGCCUACCUCCGGAGGACGUUGCCUUUCGCCGGUCGCUCUCGAUCCUCUCCUUCUCCAUAUAUACUGUACAUGGAACGGGUGAACGGCACAAAGAGUCACCCGGCCACCGGUUGCGAUGAAGAGAAUGGUCUCGGGGAAGAUGUCAAAUCCUUCUUGGGUGACGAACGGCAGCUCCAUUGCUUUGAUGACCUUACCAAAGUGAAUCCUGUGACCAUCACAACUGUCCUGAAGUGCCUGCAAGCGAGAUACGCCAUCGACGUGUUUUACACCAAUGCCGGCAGCAGCCUGGUGGCAGUCAACCCCUUCCGGACGAUACCGCCUCUCUACUCGCUCGAGCUCAUGAGGGACUACCACACUGCCCCCCGCCUUCAGGAACUCAAACCUCAUGUCUUCGUGGUAGCAGAGGAGACCUACAGGAAUGUCCAGAGCCAGAUCCCACCUGUAAACCAGUCCAUCAUUGUGAGCGGCGAAAGUGGAGCUGGGAAGACAUGGACCUCGCGUUGCCUGAUGAAAUUUUACGCCACGGUCGCCUCGUCCUCCACCAUCCCCAAAGGCAGUGUGGCAGUGGAAAGGAUAGAAAAGAGGGUGUUGGACUCCAACCCAGUGAUGGAAGCCUUUGGAAAUGCAUGUACCCUUCGGAACAGCAACAGCAGCCGUUUUGGCAAAUACAUCCAGCUUCAGCUAAACAGGUCUCAGCAUCUAACAAGUGCUUCCAUCCAGACUUUCCUGCUGGAGAAAACAAGGGUUGCCUACCAAGCCCCCUGUGAAAGGAACUUUCAUAUCUUCUACCAGAUUGCAAAAGGUGCCAGUCACGAAGAACGACUGGAAUGGGACGUCGCUGAAGGGGCAAAAUUUUGCUGGCUUCCGAAUCCUGAAAAGACUCUAGAAGAGGACUCCUUUGAGGUGACACGAGAGGCGAUGUCGCAUCUGGGCAUUGACUGCUCCACGCAGAAUAAUGUUUUCAAGAUAUUAGCAGGUCUUCUCCACCUGGGUAACAUCCAGUUCUCUGAGGCUGAGGAUGAGUCGCAGCCUUGCGAACUGGACGACAGCGCCAAAGGAUUUGCAAAGGCUGCUUCCAGAUUAUUAAAGGUGCCCGUAGAGCAGUUGCUGGAAACGCUGCGGAUCCGGACAAUAACAGCUGGGAAGCAACGGCAGGUAUUCAAGAAGGCUUGCCCCAAGGUUGAAUGUGGGACGAGAAGGGACUGUCUUGCCAAGGUCAUCUAUGCCAAGUUAUUUGACUGGCUGGUGGCCGUGAUCAAUGGAAGCAUCAAUGCAGAUCCUUCUGUCUGGAGCAACUUCAUAGGCCUGUUGGAUGUUUACGGCUUUGAAUCUUUUCCGCACAACCACCUGGAGCAGCUGUGCAUCAACUAUGCCAACGAGAAACUGCAGCAGCAUUUUGUAGCCCAUUUCCUCAAAGCGCAGCAGGAAGAGUAUGCUGCAGAAGGCCUGGAGUGGUCUUUCAUCAACUACCAGGACAAUCAGUGCUGCCUGGAUGUAAUUGAAGGCAGUCCAGUCAGCAUCUUCUCUCUGCUGAACGAGGAAUGCCGACUCAACAGACCCUCCAACACCAGCCAGCUUCAAACCCGGAUUGACGUGGCUUUGUCUGACAACCGGUGUGUUAGCAGGGACCGGUUUAGUAAGGAGCCCAACUUCAUUGUUUCCCAUUACGCUGGGGAUGUCCGCUAUCAGGUGGAAGGAAUGGUGGAAAAGAACAAGGACCCCGUUCCCCCAGAGCUGGUUCUGUUGCUACAGCUGUCCCAGGAUUCUUUGCUUCAGAAAUUGUUUCCUGUGGAAACCACAAGCCAAAAAACAAGCACAAACGACAUCAGGACUCAGGUGAAACCUGUGGUGGUUACAGUAGUCUCCAAAUUCAAGGGGUCGCUCGAGAAGCUGGUGGAGAUCCUGCGCAGCACCACCCCCCACUACAUCCGCUGCAUCAAGCCCAACGCAGAUUGCCGGGCAGCUCUUUUCCGAAAGGACGAGGUUCUGCAGCAGUUGGAGGCAUGUGGCAUCGUGGAAGCUGUCAACAUCAGCGCUGCAGGCUUCCCAAUUCGGAUUUCCUUUGAAAGCUUCAUGGAGCGUUAUAAAGUGCUGAGGAGAUCACCAAAGCAAAAGUUAAACACCACGCCUCAGGAGAAUGGUUUCUCGCACAUUAUGGGGAACGGUUUGAUGGUGUCUUCUGCAGAGGACAAAAGCAAUGCUUUACGCUCUGCGGUCCAAGAGAUCCUUCAGCAAAUGUGCCCCCCUGAUGCCCCUCCCCUCAAGCCUACAGAGAACCAAUCCUGUAUUGUGCCAGUAUAUUGUGGAAAAACCAAAGUAUUUAUGACAAACUCCACGCUGGAACUCCUUGAAGUUGGGCGAGCCAGAGUCUUAGCUGACAAAGCUUUCUGCAUCCAGUGCUGCUGGCGAAGGUUUAAGAGGAGGAAGCUGGCUCAAGAGAGAGCGUCGGCCACAGUCAUCCAGUCAGCUGUUCGCUCGUGGUUGGCCAGGAAACAUUUCCAGAGGCUACGGAAAGCUGUCAGGGUUAUAAAACGGACCUGGAAGAAAUGGAAGGCCAAGAUGGAUGUCCUGGCCGCAGAGGAGUUGGAUGACUUAGAAGGAAGCCCCCUCUCCUCCAGCCUUAAGGCAACAGCUUCAUUGAGUGAGACACAUAGCAAGUUGGAAAAACUAUGCCCCCUAAAUGCAGCAAUCCAGUUCUGGCCUCUUGGGCUGGUCCUUUCAAGCGGCCCAGUGACACUGGGUGCUUUUCAGAGAGACCUCGCCCUCCUGGCCUGCCUCCAAGUGCUACAGCAGAACAACCAUCACAAGGCAGAGACCAAGCAGCGCACGAAAGGUGUCACCUCCAUCAGAGCCCUCCCACAGGGCUCUAUCAAGUUCCACUGCAGGAAAUCUCCACUGCUUUACGCAAACACCAGGCCGCACACCCACAACUGCACCAUGACCGGCUUCAACCAGAUUCUCAUCGACAACUACAAGCUCCUUUCAGCUUGAAAACUGAC
Messenger RNA from Zootoca vivipara (common lizard), 3239 nucleotides. RefSeq names its product myosin XIX (gene MYO19). Lineage: Eukaryota; Metazoa; Chordata; Lepidosauria; Squamata; Lacertidae. The record is from RefSeq and is a predicted model, not a curated record. Gene Ontology annotation, cellular component: cytoplasm; myosin complex; actin cytoskeleton. Gene Ontology annotation, molecular function: ATP binding; actin filament binding; microfilament motor activity. Gene Ontology annotation, biological process: actin filament organization.